This is a messenger RNA of Chelmon rostratus (copperband butterflyfish), 1955 nucleotides long. It is a transcript of the gene dnajb14, whose product is annotated as DnaJ heat shock protein family (Hsp40) member B14. Gene Ontology annotation, molecular function: Hsp70 protein binding. The transcript is spliced from 8 exons. The record is from RefSeq and is a predicted model, not a curated record. Lineage: Eukaryota; Metazoa; Chordata; Actinopteri; Chaetodontiformes; Chaetodontidae. Gene Ontology annotation, biological process: cellular response to misfolded protein. Bases 22 to 1164 code for a protein of 380 amino acids. Gene Ontology annotation, cellular component: endoplasmic reticulum membrane.
UCUGCCGGAGGAGGAAGAGGAAUGAAGAUGGAAGGGAACAGGGACGAAGCAGAAAAAUGUAUAAAUAUAGCGACGAAGGCCCUCGAAGCUGGAGACAAAGAGAAAGCGCUGAAGUUUCUCAACAAGGCAGAGAAACUGUACCCAACGGGCAGAGCCAAAGAUUUGUUAGACGCGUUAACGAAGAAUGGGAGCUCAGCAGGUAAUGGUGCGUAUCGUCGGAGACCAGCGGAAAGCUCAGAAACCGCCGGUGCUCGACCAGAAAGCGAAGGCCAAGAGUCUGGAGGAGGCGAGUCUUCUAAAGGCUUCACCAAAGAGCAGGUGGAAGGUGUGCAGAGAAUAAAGCGGUGUAAGGACUACUAUGAAGUGCUGGGAGUCAGUAAAGACGUCGGAGAGGACGAGCUAAAGAAAGCCUACAGGAAACUAGCGCUCAAGUUCCACCCAGACAAGAAUCAUGCACCUGGAGCUACAGAGGCCUUUAAAAAGAUCGGAAACUCGUACGCAGUGCUGAGCAACCCGGACAAAAGACGGCAGUACGACCUGACGGGAGGGGAGGAGCCGAGCAGCCCGGGUCACUCGCACGGAGGAGGCUUUGAUUUCCACAGGGGCUUUGAGGCUGACAUCACCCCUGAGGACCUCUUCAACAUGUUCUUUGGAGGUGGCUUCCCCUCCUCAAGCGCGCACACCUUCAACAACAGCAGAACAAGCUACAGCCAUCAGACGGACUACCGACAAGAGAGAACGGAGGAGAGGGGAGACGGGGGUUUCUCAAUGUUUAUCCAGCUGAUGCCCAUCGUGGUCCUGAUUUUAGUGUCGAUACUGAGCCAGAUGAUGGUGUCCCCUCCACCCUACAGCCUCUACUCUAGACCGUCCACAGGUCAGACCGUAAAACGGCAAACAGAAAACCUGCAUGUAGACUACUACGUCACCAGAGAUUUCAAGUCGGAGUUUAAGGGCUCGGCGCUGCAGCAGAUUGAGAAAAAUGUGGAGGAGGACUAUGUAUCUAAUGUCCGGAAUAACUGCUGGAAGGAGAGACAGACAAAAACAGACCUGCUGUAUGCUGCUAAGGUGUACAGAGACGACCGCAUGCGCAAGAAGGCAGAACUGAUGACCAUGGAUAACUGCAGGGAGCUGGACAGACUAAAUAACCUAUUCAGAGGCGGAUGAGUCGGACGCUUGUAGAUCAUGUAAAUGUAUAUGAAUAGAUGUGUAUGUUCAUGUUUUUUUUAAGAAAAGAGUCUUUACACUAGGAGCAAACAACUUAAUGAAAAUAAUUUAGCUCUAUCGUUGAAGUUUUAAAAUGCCCCUCCCCUCGUGUCCCUCCACGCCAAACUCCUGUCCUUCCUCACUCCAGCCUGACCCCGGGACCGCCUUGUUGCGUCUUAAUGAACCAGUCUACACACACUGUAGAAAGACCCAGACUUUUUCUUUUUUUUACUCUGCUUUUCUUGUGUUUUCCUGAAAACAAGAAGGACAAGGACACUUGAUUGUAAAGGCACGUGCUUCGAGUAGUGAGAACCCAAGAGGCAUUCUGCACAAACAAAUCACGGUCUAAAGAUCAACAAACGGCUUUCGGCAUCAUCUGCUUGACGUAACUAUACGAUGGGAGACUUUGUAGGUUCAUCUGGAGGUUCAUCGAGAAAAAAAGAUGGAAAUAAAAUAAAACAUAAUGCUUCUUUUAGCUUCUGGCUCACCUGCGAGUGUGGGUGAAGAUCAGCGGAUUCUGAAGAGACACCUGUGAUUUUGCUACUAGAGAACAUUUUAUGUUGUCCACUUCAAAAUGUGAAGUUGGUUGGGACUAACCGCGGAAGGACAUUGAAACUGUUAUUCAUAAAUGGUUGUACAUUUUCAUUUUUGAAUGUUUGAAGUUUAUGCAGUUAUUUAAGUAACUAUAGAAGAAACACAGUUUUUCUUCAAUGCUCGCCUAAUCAUUUAAAUAAAGUAAAAUUAUUACCAUA